Molecule: messenger RNA, 3303 nt
Organism: Rhinocladiella mackenziei CBS 650.93
Lineage: Eukaryota; Fungi; Ascomycota; Eurotiomycetes; Chaetothyriales; Herpotrichiellaceae
Exons: 4
Coding region: 1-3303 (1100 amino acids)
Biological process (GO): nucleoside metabolic process
Molecular function (GO): ADP binding; protein binding; catalytic activity
Source: RefSeq, a predicted model, not a curated record
AUGUCCGGGACAAAGCGCGGGCUUGAAGAUAGCCAAGGAUCUAAUGCGCCUAAGCGAGGGAAGCUGAAUCUUGGUUAUGAAGAGGGACAAGGACUUCCUCGUAGGGCUACUGCGAGUACGUUCUCUCAUAACGACUAUACGGUUGGGUGGAUCUGCGCCCUUCCCCUGGAGAUGACUGCGGCUAUAGCCAUGUUGGAUGAUAUCCACCCUGACUUGCACAACUAUCCAAACGAUCAUAACACCUAUAUGCUGGGGAAGAUAGGUGUUCACAAUGUUGUCGUUGCCUGCUUGCCUUCAGGCGUCUAUGGUACGACAUCUGCCGCUGCAGUAGCAAAUCAGAUGCUGUCUAGCUUCAGGUCGAUACGUAUCGGCUUGAUGGUGGGCAUCGGAGGAGGAGUACCUCAUGAACACGCCGAUAUUCGCCUCGGUGAUGUCGUGGUUAGCAAACCUACAGAGAGCUUCGGGGGAGUAGUACAAUAUGAUUAUGGCAAAACCGUCGGGGAAGGAGGCUUCAAACAUACCGGAACGUUGAAUAAGCCGCCUCAAGAACUCUUAACAGCGAUUUCUAAGCUGCAAGCGUAUCAUAGGCUGAAGCCCAGCCGGAUACCGGAGUACCUGUCUGAGAUGGUAGCCAAAUAUCCUACAAUGAUACCGGAGUCCUCAUAUCCCGGUCGACAGCAAGACCGGUUGUUCGAAGCUCAAUACGAGCAUAUCGACCCAGAAGGUGCCUGUGAUAACUGUGACUCGAGCAAACUCGUGACUCGAUCUUCUCGAGAUGGAAAUGAUCCUGUGAUUCACUACGGGCUGAUCGCGUCUGGCAACCAAGUAAUGAAGCAUGGAGGUACAAGAGAUAAGUUGGCCCAACAGCUCGGUAUCCUCUGUUUUGAAAUGGAGGCUGCCGGAUUGAUGGACUCCUUUCCGUGUCUGAUCAUUCGGGGAAUCUGCGAUUACGCAGAUUCACAUAAGAACAAACAAUGGCAGCGCUACGCAGCAGCAACAGCAGCAGCAUAUGCUAAAGAACUCCUUUCCGUGAUCCCUGUGAGCCAGAUCACAAAAACCUCAACCGUUGUCAAGAUCAGUGAGGAACAUAAGGUUGCGUUCAGUCUUAGGGGACUCCCCUUAGUAAAUCAAUUUGUGCCACGCGAUGUAGAGAUGUCGUGCCUCGAAGAAUUUUUCCGUCCAGAGAGCCUCGACCCUACCUCUCGCAAAUUAUUUGUUAUCUAUGGGCUCGGUGGCAUCGGCAAGACACAGCUAGCCGUCGAGUUCGCUCGCAAGCAUCAGAGAAAAUUCAGCGCGGUGUUCUGGCUGGAUGGAUCGUCCAAAGACAAACUACGGCAAUCGUUUGUGGAUGCUGCGUACAGGUUACCUCAAGGCCAACUGACGGCAAACAUCCCCGAGGCCUUGCAGCAGUCAAAAAUUAGUGCUGAUAUUAUAGGAAAGGGCGUCCUUCAAUGGUUGGCCUUGCCAUCUAAUCAACGGUGGCUGCUGAUCAUCGAUAAUGUGGAAUACGACCAUUGUUGGAACGAGAGAGACUCCGAGGCGUACGAUCUGAAAGAGUACCUUCCCCAAGCUGAUCAUGGAUCAAUCCUAAUCACCAGCCGGUUAGAAACUCUCACACGUAUCGGCAGUGGUAGCUUUAAGCUAGAGAAAGUCAACGACCAACAGGCAAUAGCAAUCAUAGAGAACAAUGCUGGGAGGCCGGUUCAUGGCUUGAUCAUCGAACGGUUGGACGGACUACCUCUUGCACUCACGCAGGCCGGAUCGUACUUACGGCAGACAAACAUGGCUGCAUCGGUCUAUAUCAAAUACUAUGAUGAGAAAUGGACAGAUCUCAUGAAGAAGGAAGCCCGGUUCCCCUUACAGGAGUAUAUUGACCAUAGUGUGCUUACGACCUGGGCGAUGUCGUAUGAGAAAGUGAAGAAUGAAAGUGAAGAAGCAGCAGGGCUGCUAAAGCUAUGGGGAUUCCUCGACCGUGAAGAUGUGUGGUAUGAUUUGAUUGCUUGUGGUUCGGCCCUGGAAACCGAUAACGUACCGGAAUGGCUGAAACGACUGGCGGAGAAUGAGCUCGAUUUCUAUGAGACUCUGGGACUUCUUUCGAGAUAUUCUCUUGUCGAUGCGAAAGAGGAGGUAUCAAGCCACUCGAUACAUCCAGUCCUGCAUAAGUGGUGCUAUCAUUUAGCAAACCAAAGGGAAGCGGAAGUGCUCGCUUGGCUUGCUGCAGGUAUUGUGGCAGAAAUGGUGCCAGACGAAUCUGAACCUGAGUACUGGAGACUCGAAAGGCGUCUGUUACCACAUGGAAACUGGGUGUUCCAAAUGAUUGAGAAGGGUGGUUUGGAGGGGUUCAAUGGACUUCAAUUAGCCUUGAAUGCUUGUGUCUGCUUUCGACUGGGAUUUUUGUUUAGUCGCCAAGCUAAGUUGGACGAGACAGAGAAGAUGUUCCAGUGGGCACUACGGGGAUGGGAGAAGGAGUUCGGCCCAGAGCACACAUUAACAUGUCUUGCUCUCAACAACUUGGGUAUCGUCUACGACGAUCAAGGCAAGCUGGCCGAUUCAGAAAUGAUGCUCCAGCGGGGCGCUGCAGGGAUAUCGGAAGAUGCUCGGUUCAGAGAGCACACCUCUCGAGACAGGCCAAUAUUCCGGCUGAUUUUCCCGGGCAGGGAGAAUGCGUUAUUGCUAGAGCACGCAGCAACGGUCAACAACUUGGGGAACCUAUACAAGCGUCAAGGCAAGCUAACCGAGGCGGAGAGGAUGUACACGCAGGCAUUGCAAGCGAAGAAGGUGUUAGGUCCGGAGCACAAAGCAACACUAGACACAGUCACCAACAUGGGAAACCUUUAUGAGAAUCAAGGCAGGCUGGCCGAAGCGGAGCAGAUGUACCAUCAGGCAUUGCAGGGAUACGAGAGAACUCUGGGUCCGGAGCACAUAUCAACACUCCUUGUGGUCAACAACUUGGGCACCAUGUACGGGAAGCACGGCAAGCUAACUGAGGCUGAGCAGAUGUACCAUCGGGCACUGCAAGGGUACGAGAAGACACUGGGUCCAGAGCACAAAACAACACUUGACACAGUUACCAACUUGGGAACCCUUUACAAGGAUCGGGGCAAGCUGGCUGAGGCAGAGCAGAUGUAUCAUCGGGCAUUGCGGGGAUAUGAGAAGGUGUUAGGUCCAGAGCACAAAGCAACACUUGACAUAGUCACUGACUUGUGGAAACUUUACGAAAACCAAGGCAGGCUGGCCGAAGCGGAGCAGAUGUUCCGACGGGUAUUGCGAGGAUACGAGGAGAUGCUGGGUUUUGCGGUAUAG